Molecule: messenger RNA, 656 nt
Organism: Pelagomonas calceolata
Lineage: Eukaryota; Pelagophyceae; Pelagomonadales; Pelagomonadaceae
Source: the annotation of a GenBank genome assembly
CAGCUAGUGUGUCUCGAUACGCUAGGUCCGAGGCCGCCUUCCAUGCUCAAAGGCAGCCUUUGCGAGCCUCGCCGAACACCAGCACUCGUCGCGGAUCCCUUUGGCAUCGUACCAAGCGUGCCACGCCGCCCGCGGCCUGUUAGAUGCGCCACACACUCACCAUGGCCCUCGCCGCCGUCGCCGCCCGCAGCAGCCGCGCCUUCAUGCACGCGGCGCGGCGCGCCGCGAGGCCAGCGACGCGCCUGGCCUCGUCGAACUCCUUUGAAUUGGAGGGCACGAUCACGAAGAUCGGCGACGUCCAGAAGUUCGACUCCGGCUUCGAGAAGAUCGAGUUCGUCGUGACGACGGCGCAGGACCCGUACCCGCAGGAUAUUAAGUUCGAGCUGCUGAAGGAGAAGAUCGAGCUGUUGGAUGCGUAUUCCGUCGAUCAACGGGUUUUGGUCAGUUUCAACAUCAGAGGGAAUGAGUGGCAGGGGAGGCAUUUUGUCAAUUUACAAGCGUGGCGGCUCCAGUCCCUCUCGUCGCCAGCAACGGCGUCUCCAUCUUCAUCGUUCGGCGGCGCCUUCUCCUCAUAUAACGAUGACGCGCCGCCCAUCCCGGACGAGCAGAAUGCAUCUGACGCGUCUCCGGAGAAGAAGGACGACCUGCCGUUCUAA